GGAGAGAGAGGGAGAGCUGAGAGAGAAGAGAGGAGGGGAACUGAAACCCACCGCGGGUGUUUCCAGUCUCGCUGACGUCGUUUCAAACUCGCUGCUGCAACGCUAUCAGGACCGAGCAGGCAGCUGCCAAACCACACACCACACACACACAUCACACACACACACACACACACACACACACACACACACCCCACACACAAACACACACACACACACACACACACACACACACACACACCCAUGGAUAUGACUCGUCCGCUGACUCGGAGUGACAGUUGGGAAUAACAGGUUCUUCAUCCAGAUCCAGUCAGGAUGUCGGUGAAGCUGAGAUUCGACUCGCCCUCAGAUGGAGGUUUGGUCAACAGGAGCCGCUCCUUCACCGGCUCCAGCUCUCUGACUGGACGACGGCGGACGACCUCUUUUCGUAACUCUCUCCGCUCCAAAGCCAUGACAGGAGGUAAAUCUCCCAGAAUGCACCUGUCUGCCAGCAGAGGGGGGGGAGUUGUCUGGUCUCUGCAGCCGGAGCAGGUCGACAGGGUCUUCCAGACGCUACGCAAAGGACUCAAGGAGUACCUGGAGGGUCACCAGGCAGAUAUGGACUUCCUGUCUUCCCAGCAGAGAGAGACCAAGAGAAACUCCAGACUGGCCUUUCUGUAUGAUCUAGAGAAGGAGAUCAGAGCACUGGAGAGACACAUACGAAGAUUAGAAUUUCAAAUCAGCAAGGUGGAGGAGCUGUACGAGACGUACUGUAUCCAGUGGAGGUUGUGUCAGGGAGUGGUCAACAUGAAGAGAGCCUUCUCACUGUCCCCGUCCACCAGGGCCUCCAGGGAGAGCCUUCUGGAGCUCAGUCGCAACCACAGACACAGCCUGCAGGACAUGUCAGUUAUGGAGGGAGAGUUAGAAAUCCUCCUUGGAGAGCUACACAUCAAAAUGAAAGGUCUGAUUGGCUUUGCCCGACUCUGUCCUGGAGAUCAAUACGAGGUGGUGGUGCGUCUGGGCCGCCAGCGAUGGAGGCUCCGAGGGAGGAUCCAAUCAGACGACACGCAGGCCUGGGACCAGGAGGAGAUGGUCUUCCUCCCGCACAUACACCACAACUUUGAGAUCAAGGUGACCGAGGCCAAGGGUUUGGGUUGGCUGCUGGUCGGCAUGGUGACGUGUGCCAGCGCUGAUUUCUUCGUGGUGAGGCCGCAGCUGAUGUUGGUGGACAUCACGGAGCUGGGGACCAUCAAACUGCAGCUGGAGGUCACCUGGAAUCCGUUUGACAGCGCGGAGAAGAUGAGGCCGCUGUCUGUCAGCAGGCAGUCGGUGUCCAGCAGGAAGAGCUCAGUUUACAGCUGGACGGCACCGAGCACCCCCUCCUUCACAGAGAAAUACUUCAUAUCGAUGAUGCGUGAGCUGCAGGACCCAGAGGGCUCGCUCCCGUCCCUGGUGUCUAAAAGUCGACACACCAGAGGAGGCGUGUCUCUGCUCAGCUACCUGUACAACCCGUCCCACACCGCCAUCCCCUCAGACCACAGUCCUCUACGCCCCUACAGUCUGACACGAACUCACAGCUACCCGUCCUGCCACAGUCAGGGCACCAGUCUGGGAGGAAGCCAGUCUCAGCUGUCCCUCGGGGGGGAAGGGUCCCCGGAGAUGUCUACAGAGGAGAGGGAGAGGACGGAGAGGAUGGAUGACAAGGACGGAGAGGAGGAGUGGGGAAGUGGGUUAGACACUCGCUCUACACCAGCAGAGAGGAAACCAAGUUCCCUGCUGGGGCUGCAGAGCACUCCUGACAUCCUGAGAAAGAACCCAGCUGGAGAAGCUGACCCUGGAGCACACAGUGCAGCGCCUGGACCGGACGCCGGCGGCGUGCAGGACUCCCCAGAGUGUCAGUCCUAUUCUGCCCCGGCCUCACCCGCACCCCCUACUCAGCCUCAAGAUUCAACCCCUUCCUCACCUGCCACUGCUGCUCUGACCCCAGGGAGGCCUGGGGUGGGCAGUGCCCAGCGCAGGGCCCAGGCCAUCAGGCUGGGAGCCCUGAUUGCAGAGCUGGAGAAGACCCUACAGAACCAGAGCUGCUCUGAGAAGGAGCUGAGAGCCCUGGACCACCAAAUACUGCACCUGGGAACCAUACUGAAGAACGACCUUUCCCUGCUGAGAAGCUCAUCAUCAGAGGAGACUCUGGCUGUAGAGGAAGUCCUGGGCAGCUUUGACUUCCUUUCUCACGACUUCAUUGCAGAUGAUGACACUUCCUGUUUGGGCAGCCUGAGACUCAAAGACAGUGGCAUCAGUUCUUUUCAGCAGAGCACUCUUAAGAGUCUCGGCCUCCUCUCCCAGAACAGCCAAUCAACUUCGGAGGAAGAGUUGGUCAUAACCCCUCUGACUUCUGGGAAUUGGGGUGUAGACCAGGCUCUUGAGACUCACCUGGAUAUAUGUUGCAUCCUGCUCCAGAUGAUAGGAACGACCGAGUUCAGCCCAUCGAGGAGGGACCUGCUGGAGGAAAUGGCUCUCCAAGCUGAAGUCCUUGACAGAAUCAGCUGUCUGCUGCUAGAAAGGAACGACAGCAUAUCUGCUAGAGACAUCCUCCCCAAGGCCCAGAGAAAGAGGGAUCUUCUGUUGUUCUGGGAGGAGUGUAUGAAGGACAGCAGCUCUCCUUUCUGUUGCCUCUCUGACAGUUUCUCUCGGGCGUUAAAGAAACGUUACACCCACAAGGUGAAGGCCAAGCAGCCCGGCCAGUCAGAAAAAGUGUUUUCUCAGCUCCUGCAGCAGGUCCAGACGGCCUGUCGGAUGGUGCCCAGCCUCCGGCCCGUCUGUAGCCCAGAGAGAGUCACCCUCUUCCAGCUGUCGGUGUAUUUGAAUCGCUGGAGCAUCCCGGAGCUGGGAGAACACAUCUCACGCCUGUCCAAAGAAGAGUACAUCCUGUCCGCCCUGAGGAGCCCCAAAAGGAGGCGGGCUUUAAAUAAGUUGAGGGGGCGGAGCAUGGUGGAGCUCCUCCCGCUGAGAUGCACGCUGCAGACCCUCGCCGCCCUGCAGCUCGACUCCAACCACAAAGUCUGCAAAGCUGCUGCCAGCUGUCUCUGCAGAGCUGCAGGCUGCAAGGCUUUCAGGAGCAAGGCGGUACUCUACUACACAGAGAGUUUGAAAAGCACCGACGUUCAGAUCCAACGAGGCUCUUGUCUGGCUCUUAAAUGCCUCAAGGCGACAGAGAGUGUGGACCACGUAGCAGAUUUGUGGAGAUCAGCAGAUGAAGAUCUUUGCAGCGCUGCCAGAGAAACUGUCCUCUCUUUUGGUAAAAAAGGGUACCUGGCCUUCCAGAGGAUGGACCAGCUGUACGCCGAGAUGCAGGAGGAGGCUUACCAGAACCAAGAGACUGAGAUUACCUUUCUAUAGGAAACACGUUGGACAUAAAAUAGGUCUUUUUUUUUAUGGGAUCGGACAUAAAAAGUCUUAUUGAUCCUGACUGUCAGGGUGAGAGACUAAAUUUAAACAAAGUGUGUGUCUGAGUUGGAUAAAGUUUAUGAGCCCGCCCUGAGGGGGGGUGCCAGGAUGAGGAAUCCUACUUCUAUGGUACCUUCAUGACCAAUACCAAAGGGAAGGGGAGUGCUGAGGGAGAUCUGAAGAUGGUGGAGUCUUCUCUGGAUGGAUCGCUCACUCACUGAAGGUUUUGCUCCAGUUUGCUUCAUCCUGUGACCAAAGAAGUGACUUUACUGGAGACGUGAAUUUAUUUUGUUGAAAUAUGCAGUUUUGUAUGAAGAAGAAGGCAUUUGGUUCCUGCUGAGAUGCCUUGUGUGUAAAUGUCAAAUCCUCCCUGCUUGUCCUGUGUUGGGACUUACUUUCAAUAAGCUCUACAUGGUUGUUUUAUUAGAAAAUCAAGGAGAAAUGUAUUAUUAUUUCAUAUAAUGUCACAAGUGUGUGAUUUAGAGACAUAAUGAGCAAAUAUCCAAAACAUCAUGUCAACUUAUGAGGGCCCAAACAAAUCCCU
Messenger RNA from Etheostoma spectabile (orangethroat darter), 3964 nucleotides. It is a transcript of the gene ripor3, whose product is annotated as RIPOR family member 3. The record is from RefSeq and is a predicted model, not a curated record. The transcript has 25 exons. Lineage: Eukaryota; Metazoa; Chordata; Actinopteri; Perciformes; Percidae. Bases 313 to 3372 code for a protein of 1019 amino acids.